Molecule: messenger RNA, 381 nt
Organism: Sphaeroforma arctica JP610
Lineage: Eukaryota; Ichthyosporea; Ichthyophonida
Exons: 2
Coding region: 1-381 (126 amino acids)
Biological process (GO): maturation of SSU-rRNA from tricistronic rRNA transcript (SSU-rRNA, 5.8S rRNA, LSU-rRNA)
Cellular component (GO): nucleolus; preribosome, small subunit precursor
Source: RefSeq, a predicted model, not a curated record
AUGCCUAAAGGUAAGAAAUUCAAUGAGGAAAGGGGCAAUGGAAGCAGUAAAUCGGUAAAAGCCCGCAUCCGCGACAUCAGGCGUCUGUUAAAACGAGAUGACCUCGUUGCCACUGUCAGGGUAGAAAAAGAACGUAUGCUGGAGAUGUUAGAAAGCGAUCUGAAAGAGAAACAGAAUCAGGAAUUGGAGAAGAAACUCACAGAAAAAUACAAAAUGGUCAAGUUCUUUGGUAUGUUCAUUUUGCAUCAACGUGUUUAUGUGGUGCAAUACCCUGCUAACGGGUUUGUUGAUGAAGCGACCGUUUCGUAUAAUUUGCAUGUUGUGUACAAAAUCGACCGAUUGCCUCUACGCAUUAACGGUUUCGGACACAACUUAAUAUAG